AAGUGGUUCCGCUGGCUUGUGUGUGCGCGGCGAACAACUCCCAGUGCGGCGCGCUCGGCUCCUACACCCGCGACCCCGGCUCUGACUGCAACUGCGGCCGGGCCGCCGCCUCAACAUGGACUCUGCUGGCCAAGACAUCAACCUGAAUUCUCCUAACAAAGGUCUGCUGUCCGACUCCAUGACAGAUGUCCCUGUCGACACGGCAGUGGCUGCCCAGACGCCUGCUGUGGAGGGUCUGACGGAAGCUGAGGAGGAGGAGCUCAGGGCCGAGCUCACAAAGGUGGAGGAGGAGAUUGUCACUCUGCGCCAGGUCCUGGCAGCCAAGGAGCGGCACUGUGGGGAGCUGCGGCGGAAGCUGGGCCUCUCCGCCUUGGAGGGCCUGAAGCAGAACCUGUCCCGGAGCUGGCACGAUGUGCAGGUCUCUAGCGCCUAUGUGAAAACUUCUGAGAAACUCGGAGAGUGGAAUGAGAGAAUGACCCAGUCGGACCUCUACAAGAAGACUCAGGAAACUCUCUCUCAGGCGGGACAGAAGACCUCUGCUGCCCUCUCCACUGUGGGCUCUGCCAUCAGCAGGAGACUCGGGGAUAUGAGGGCUCGUCCAUUCUCACACUCCUUUAGUAGCAGCUACUCCAUCCGCCACUCGAUAAGUAUGCCAGCCAUGAGGAAUUCUGCCACCUUCAAGUCGUUGGAGGACCGCGUUGGGACCAUAAAGUCUAAGGUGGUGGGUGGCCGAGAGAACGGCGGUGACAGCUUUCCCUCCCCGGCGGGGAGUGACGACAAGCCCCUGCCCGACCACACGCCCUUCUAAGCCUGAAGCAGCUUUGCCGCCACGGAGCAAGCGCAGGCACGCCUCAUCGCCAGACUGCCACUGCGCAACGGAGCAGCAGCGCCUGCAGGGGCGGGAGCGGCUGCGGGGGCAGCCCUGCCAUCACAUGCACGCGUGGCUGCUGCACGCGCAUGACUCAGAACAGUCUUGUACACAGAUGCUUCACACUAAGUCGGUAGAUGCAACAGGUCGCUCUGCUGCCCGUCCUGGGGCAGGAAGUAGAUGGGGUGGGGGCGGAGCCACACUCCCUUUGGGGGUCUUGUUAAUUCACCAGAAUGCAAGUGGUGUUUUCCCAGCUCCUUCCCUUCCUCACAGAGGGAGUGUCUUCCAGAAGCCCCAUCUGACCUGCAGUUUUUAUUUCAAAAUGCUAAACAAGAAAAGUCUAUUUUCUGAGACCCUCUGAAAAGAAACCGAUUAUCAGCAGCUGCCUAAUUGUUACACUAAUGAUCUAGCUUUAACAAAAGCAGAUCUUUUAUUUUUUAAAUGCAGUGGGUUUUUCAAAAUUCAGAAUUUAGCAAAGCAGCUUUAGCUUCAUAGUUACAACAUAUUAUUUGCUUGGACUCAAGCUGAAAUACAAGCCUUAUAUCACCUGAUGCUUUAUUUGUUUAUAAUGUUUUUGUAUAUAAAAGUGAGUGUUCUUUAGUGGGUUCCAAGCACUACACAGAAUUCUGCAUCUAACCGAGGGGCCGCAUGCCUGCACCAGUGGUGUGUUUCGUUUCUCUGACGCACUCAUCCCAGUGGAUGGACCUGGCUCUCUCCUCUCCAGGACCAAAGGCUCCGGGGCCUGUGGGGGUGGGUGCAGGAGAAAGGAAGAACCAGCCCUGCAGCUGCCUUGUGUGGGCCAGGCCGGGCCAGGCCCCGGCACACUGCUGUCAGAGGCCCCGCUAUCUGUCUGCUGCACACCCAGGACGUGAGGAGCACGUGGACCCCGCAGAGCAGGUCAGGGCUGGGUUGGGGUCAGCUGGACCUCUGCUGUUGCCUUUUCUCAGGAGCUACAAAGAUCUCUCCUAUUUUGAAGCUGCCACACUCCAGCAGCCUCACCCAGGGCCCCAGGUGUCGGGUGUGUCUAGAGGGGCAGCUUGUGCCUUAAGGGCUCUGAGUGGGCGCAGACCUUGCCUGCCCGUGAUCUGUGCACCCCCUGGGGGAGGAGCCUGCAGGCCAGUGACUGCUUUCGUAGGCUGUGCUGUGCUCUGGUACCUGAGUGUCUGCUGGUCACUUCAGACACCCUGGGGACUGCAGUUCACGCUGGUGUUCUUUCUCCAGAAUUAGAAUCUCAGACUCCUGGUAGGAGGCAGGGCUAGUACUGAUUUGUCUUUUCUGUGAAGUAAAUACUGGGUAAUUUGUCAAUAAAGCAUUGUUUUGGGGGAAACGAA
This is a messenger RNA of Molossus molossus (Pallas's mastiff bat), 2199 nucleotides long. RefSeq names its product TPD52 like 2 (gene TPD52L2). The coding region runs from base 116 to 808 and encodes 230 amino acids. Gene Ontology annotation, biological process: carbohydrate metabolic process. The record is from RefSeq and is a predicted model, not a curated record. NCBI's taxonomy places the organism in Eukaryota, Metazoa, Chordata, Mammalia, Chiroptera, Molossidae. Gene Ontology annotation, cellular component: cytoplasm. The transcript has 9 exons.